This is a messenger RNA of Monoraphidium neglectum, 405 nucleotides long. RefSeq lists its product as hypothetical. Bases 1 to 405 code for a protein of 134 amino acids. The record is from RefSeq and is a predicted model, not a curated record. Gene Ontology annotation, biological process: mitochondrial calcium ion homeostasis; calcium import into the mitochondrion. Gene Ontology annotation, molecular function: calcium ion binding. Lineage: Eukaryota; Viridiplantae; Chlorophyta; Chlorophyceae; Sphaeropleales; Selenastraceae. Gene Ontology annotation, cellular component: uniplex complex. The transcript has 4 exons.
AUGGAGCCGCAGCUGCAAGACGCGCGCAUAUCCUUCGCCGAGUUCUCAUCGCUGGCCCAUGUCAGGCGCCACCUGCACCGCCUCGCAUUCGCCAUAGAGUUCUCACAGCGGAUAGGGCGCCCCGUGGAGAGGCAGGACUUUGCAAAGCUGACUCAGCGGCUGGUGGGCGUGAAGCUCACGCCCAACGUGGUGGAUAUCCUGUUCGCGGUGUGCGCCGACGGGGAGGGGAAGCUGGACGGGCACGCCUUUGUCAAGCUGAUGCGGGCGCGCGAGAGGAUGCCCGGGAGGAAGGCCUCCCAUUUCGCGGAGCAGGGGGAGCUGGGGCCUGUGUCGCGGCUGUUUGUGUGCUUCAAGGACUGCAUCUUGGACCCAGACGAGAGGGUCGACCAGCCCGAGGAUGACUGA